CGCAAGUAAUGGGAAAUGGACCCGACGGCAAUGAAAACCUCGCUACCCAGACAAACGAUGGGGUUGGGGUCUACAAUUCGGGUCAGGGGUCUGGGAAUUUACCUCCAAAACCCAUAUAGCACAGAAAUCCGUACGUGUAAAAGGCCAAUGGGAACAGAGGUGAGUUGGCGCGGGAAUCUCUUCUGGUAAAGGCUGAGAAAAAUCAUUUUAUAGAGUAGCUCUAAUUGAGGAGACCACCUGGGAUUUCGGG
This is a messenger RNA of Pseudomassariella vexata, 250 nucleotides long. RefSeq lists its product as uncharacterized. The transcript has a single exon. The coding region runs from base 16 to 189 and encodes 57 amino acids. NCBI's taxonomy places the organism in Eukaryota, Fungi, Ascomycota, Sordariomycetes, Amphisphaeriales, Pseudomassariaceae. The record is from RefSeq and is a predicted model, not a curated record.